Messenger RNA from Puccinia triticina, 585 nucleotides. RefSeq lists its product as uncharacterized. Bases 1 to 585 code for a protein of 194 amino acids. The transcript has 3 exons. The record is from RefSeq and is a predicted model, not a curated record. NCBI's taxonomy places the organism in Eukaryota, Fungi, Basidiomycota, Pucciniomycetes, Pucciniales, Pucciniaceae.
AUGCCUUCCAGAAGCCGGACGGGAUUUGUCCACCAACGUGCACCAACAUUACGCAAUCGACGAGCCCCAGCCAACCUACAGCCACCCGACCACAAUAAUGAACCAUCGGCGAUGCGGCCUGACUUGCUUCUUUCACCUCCCUGGCCAGCCCAAGAUACCCAGCCCCCUCCACAUGAUCCAGUACCCGAAGAGCAUCACUAUGGCCAUUUUCAUGAUGACCAGGAACGCAACACUGACCCCUCGCUUCUUCCCCCUGAGAUGGUCACACAGUACGCUAUCAGAAGGGACACGCUCUCUGCUGCAUGGAAAUCGAUCGAAAACGCAAUGACUGCUUCAUAUUUUACCUGCCAAAAUCGAACCCAAAACUGGACGAGCUCAUCCAAGUACCUUGAUCCCCUGGAAGAUUAUCGAUUUGCCCAGCAGCAAAUUGAGUUUUGCUCAUGCAUCCCUGACACCAUACGACUGAUGUACCAUGGGUACAUUGCCGCAUCACCCACAGCUCCUCGAACAGCAUUCGCCAUACCCCUGGUCCAGCUUUACCAAUCUCUGUGGCAUGACUCGGGGUCGUUCCAGGAAUCCACGUGA